AUAUAUAGCUCCGGUGGACUUGCUGUUCUUCUCUUGUUAUUAUCUCUCAUGAUGUUGCUGGAAAUUCUGAACCAGGUUUGCUUUCCGAGAAUUCCUCCAGCAGACUGCCGGCCUGUCGGUGGGCCGAUACUUCCGAUAAGCUCCUUCCCGGUGCGUGUUCGGAAAGGGAAGGUGGUGGUGGUGAUGGGCGCGACCGGCACCGGCAAGUCGAGGCUGGCGAUCGACCUCGCGGUCCGCUUCAACGGGGAGGUGGUGAAUUCCGACAAAAUGCAGCUGUACGACGGCGUCGACGUCGUCACCAACAAGGUCACCGACGAGGAGACUCGCGGCAUCCCUCACCACCUCCUCGGCGGGAUCCUGCCGGAUGCCGACUUCACCGCGUCGGACUUCCGCCGUGUGGCCGGCCGUGCCAUCAGCUCCAUCGCGCAGCGCGGGCGGCUGCCCGUCGUCGCCGGGGGCUCGAAUUCCUACAUCGAGGAAUUGAUCGAGGGGGGCGGGAGGGAGUGCGGGCGGUCGAGGUACGAGUGCUGCUUCCUGUGGGUGGACGUGCAGCCCAAGGAGUUGCACCGGUUCGUGGGGGAGCGGGUGGACCGGAUGGUGGAGAGGGGGCUGGUGGAGGAGGUGCGAAGGGUGUUCGACCCGGAGGCGGACUACGGUAGGGGGAUUCGGAAGGCGAUCGGCGUGCCGGAGAUGGACGGGUACCUGCGGGCCGAGAAGGAGGGUGUCGGCGAGUGGACGAAGGCGAGGCUGCUGGAGUUGGCGAUCGACGAGAUCAAGGCCAACACCCGCAAGCUGACCUGCCGCCAGCUGCAGAAGAUUCAUAGGCUACGGGCGCUGCCCGGGUGGGACGUGCACCGCGUGGACGCCACCGAGGUGUUCCGGAGGGGAGGGGAGGAGGCGGACCAGAGCUGGGACGAGCUCGUGAGCAGGCCCAGCAUCGAGAUCGUCGGACAAUUUUUGAGCCAAGAGGAGAAGGUAGAGGAGAGAGAGGAUGGACGGGAAGAAGUGUACUUUGUCGCCGGUAGCUGCGGCAAGGAGGGGAAGAGAGUGUUGAGCAAUGAAACAGUGGUGAGAACGGGCGGCGCCGCCGCCCCAAGUUGGCCUCAGCGGUGGCAGUGGGGGCCACCGUGUGAGAGAUGAAGAGGUGGGGCCCGCGGCACGUGUAGGAAA
This is a messenger RNA of Elaeis guineensis (African oil palm), 1170 nucleotides long. The record is from RefSeq and is a predicted model, not a curated record. NCBI's taxonomy places the organism in Eukaryota, Viridiplantae, Streptophyta, Magnoliopsida, Arecales, Arecaceae.